AUCGACUUGUGUAUUUCAAGUGUUGGUGUUGCAAUGCAUCCAUCACGUAUUAAUGACGAAAGGUCUGUGUAUCGUAUGUGUGUCAUUGACACACUCACUCAUUGAAAAGUUUGCACGCCUGCCUGCCUGCCUGCCUCAGUCAGUUCCAGCAGCUAGCAACGCAAUACAUCCACGCCCCGACACGCCCAACAAAGAUCCAUCCUUCACACCACGUAUUGCAAUCAAGCAAAGCACGUAGCGCAGCCGUCUGCGUCUGUCUCGCUAGACCUCCAGGACGACCUUGAUGUGUGUCGUCGGCCGCCUGUACACCGACGCCCGCCCGCGGGACUGAAAGUGUACCCGCUUCCUGUAAGGCCCUCGGUUGGCAAGCACCGUGAAGAUCCUGGGCUUGACGCUGUUGGCACCGUACUUCUGCCUGGCGUUGGCGAGCGCAGACUUGAUGCACUUGUACACCUGCUUGGCGGGUUUCCGCGGCGACCACUCCAGGAUGGCCAGCGCCUCAAGCAGAGGCUUCCCCUUGAUCUCCGACAGCGUCCUUAGCGUCUUGAUGGUGGACAGCCGCAGAAACCUCGCCUCGGCGGUCACCAGGCGCUUGCCGGCGAUCUUCUGCGGGUCGGGCCGGUUCGCCCAGACGGACUUCUGCUUGCCGACAUGUGUGACGGUCAGGGGAUGCUGCGAAAGGGACGACUGGGUUGGGGAGUGGGAAGGGGAGAGGGGAGAUCUGUCGAGGGCAUUGCUGUUGAGCCGCUGCCUCAGUAGGGGGACGGGCGAAACGAAGCCUGCAUCAACACAAAGAGUGAGGGACAGGUUACAUGUAUGGCUUGUAGUGCUGCAUGGGGGUUGGCCAUAGCACCACUCACUCGUGUGAUCAGGCGUGAUGGCAAAGCAUCGAAAGGCAUCUGCACCAGGCAGGCAUAAACCAGCGCAAACGUCUGAGCAGUGCACGUGUUGCGUGCCUUGCUGUCAGCGUACCUGCAGCGAACACAGCCACAAGCGCCAGCACCUUCAUCUCGCCCUGAGCGCGACAAACACACAGAUCACGAUUGGUUCUGCGUCAGGCUCGUCCAUCCAUCUCUUGCCAAAGCCCUACCGUCAUCGCCUUUUCUUCAUCCAGACCACCUG
Vitrella brassicaformis is the source of this 1122-nucleotide messenger RNA. Lineage: Eukaryota; Vitrellaceae. The record is from the annotation of a GenBank genome assembly.